Molecule: messenger RNA, 501 nt
Organism: Dufourea novaeangliae
Lineage: Eukaryota; Metazoa; Arthropoda; Insecta; Hymenoptera; Halictidae
Exons: 7
Coding region: 1-501 (166 amino acids)
Source: RefSeq, a predicted model, not a curated record
AUGGACAGCGGAAAAUUGUACAGAUAUUAUCGGCCGAACGGUUUCGGAUUUCGUUGGUUGAUGUACCACUUUUUGCUCGCUGACGUUAAAUUGAGGCACGCUUUAAAUCUGGGCUCGAAUUGCGGUGUCGUCACGUUUCUCACUUUGGUUAUGGCUUCGAUCGUCUUAUUCUGCACGCUCGCGAGCACAAAGACGAUUGCUUCGAACGAGGAGGACUUCCUGACGCUUCAGAAGGAGAUCGAAAAGAAAUUCCCACGGAAGAAAAGCGUGACGGACAUCAGGCCAGCUUACAAUUGUAUUCGCAAGCACCUGCAGCAGACCAACGUGUUUCAGGAGAAGACAAAGAAAAUGCUAUGCAAGGAGCUACUGGAGAUCGAUAUAUUGAAUAGCAAGAUCAACUGUAUUAAUAAGCUAUUAAAACCGGAGGCGCAGUCCGAGUGGCGACAAAGCAGGUUACCCAAAGUGUAUUAUCGUCCCAUUAUUUCAUCGACAUCGAAGUAA